AAAAAUUGGAGAGAAAGGAAGGAAGCACGAUCAUAUGAUUGUCUGAUAAACUUCAAAAAAGAACACCACUAUUGUAACAGCACUUCUUUGAAAGCUAGAGAAAUCUGCUACAAUAUUAGUCUUGAAAAACUCGGCGAAUUAAAGCAUGGACUUCAGAAUCGCAUCACUGAUCCUGCUUCUACACAUUUCAGGCUCUCUAACAAUGAACCUCAUCUCUGUGAGCUGUAAAGACAUUUGUGCUCAGAGGGAAUCCGAUGUGCAGUUGAAGUGCACUUACGACAACAUCCACACCAAAACUGCGUUCUGGUACAGUGAGAAACAAAACAAAAACUGGAGAAAAAACAAUGAACCUGAAGAUUUGAAUUUAGAUUCUGACUACUCAGGACGUGUGAAACAGGUCAUUGGUAAAUACGAAGCACACCUCAUAAUAUCAGACGUGAGAGGGACAGACUCUGGAGAAUAUCAGCUCAUGUUCAUGGAGAAUGGAGUUAAACAUCUCAGCUCAGCAGCCGUCAGUCUAACAGUCACAGACACGCAGGUGAGGAUGAAUCCUGCAUCUACUGACCCGGGAAAUGAGACAGUUGAACUCACCUGUGAGACGUCUUGUGAUUUGACGUCCAGACCUCAGAAGUUUUACUGGAAGUCAAAUAGUAAAAAUCUAAAAUUGAAUCACACCAGCAGCAUUACAGUUUCACCUAAAGAUGCUGCCAGUUACUCCUGUUUUCUCACUCCAGAUCUCAUGAGUUCCUCUGCUGUGUGUUUUAAGAGUGGCUGCCGGGAUGUGACUUACACCUCUAGAAGAGUCUGUGCUUUGGUGAACUCAACAGUAGACAUUUCCUGCACAUACUCACAUCCCUCUGAUCAUACUGUAAAUAAAACAUUCUGGCAUUACGGUCCAUCUCGGCUCUUCAAAGAUCUGCGUGAGGAGCAUCAGUUUGCUGGUCGUGUGGAGUAUGUGGGGAACAAAUUGAGAAUCAAAGAUCUCAAGAUCAGCGACUCUGGAAAAUAUCAAUUCAUAAUCAUCACUGAUGUUGCAUCACCUGCAUCACCUGGAGUCAUUCUUACUGUUACAGAUACACACAUGGAAAUAAGGCCAAACGUUGUAUCCAAGAGACAGGAAGUGACAUUAAUCUGUUCAACUAAAUGCACUUUGAAAGACAAACAUACUUACAUCUGGUACAAGAACGGACGACAGGUAACAGAUGGAUUCACUAAAGCCAACAAGCUGUUCCUGGACUCAGUCAGCAAUGAAGAGCUUCAACAGUAUUCCUGUGCUGUAGGAGAUCCAGUGAACAGCACAGCGUUCAGCCAUUAUACAGUCACUCUGCUGCUGUUUUUACCUCAGUUUCUCAUAAUAGCAGCUCUGUGGAUGUGGUUUUUCAUCAGAAUGUAACACAUUUCAAAACCAAACUGAAAACAGAAGGAGAAUCUGCUGUUCCACAUCUGUUCAUCUGCUCUCUGUCCAUCAGAGCUGCUGGCAUUGUGUUCUACCACUGUAACAUCAGCAACAUCAGUGAUACAGUGAUGUCAUAGACAGUGACAUAUCAAUGACUGCAUAAUCAAUCAAAAGUCCUGGUUUUAUUUUUUUCCCCGUAUGUUAAAUGUAAGAAGAAUUUUAUUCUCUAAAUAUCCUUUAAAGGGGUCAUCGGAUGCCCAUUUUCCACAAGUUGAUAUGAUUUUUUAGGGUCUUAAUGAAAAGUCUAUAAUAUACUUUGGUUAAAAAGUCUCAAUGGUUGUGUAAAACAACACCGUUUUUACCUUGUCAAAAUGAGCUCUGCAAAAAUCAUCCCAUUCUGAUGGAUUGUUCCUUUAAAUGCACAUGAACUCUGCUCGCCCCACCCCUCUCUUCUGUCUGUGGUGUGAUGAGCUGUGCUCUGAGAGAUUGUUUACUUUAGCUGCAUUUAGCACGUUUAGCUGUGAAACUUGCUAACUAGCAUGUUAUUAGGAAAAGUGAUUGCAGAGAUUCAUAAAAAAAAAAAAAGAAAAAAAAACCUUAUACUCACUUCUGCUGUGGGUGAAGCUGAAUCACGAAUGAUCUGCGUGAACAUAUACGCAUUUAUGUAGAUCAGAAGGUGCAUUCCCUUCACAAACAAACGUAAUCUACUGCAUCUUCAGCGGCUCAGAUGUUGGGAGUAAAUGACGACCACUAUGUUCAUUAUUACAUCCAGCAACACAACACCUCAAUUGCUCAAUCGAAGAUAUUCUUGUCUAAGUUACAUCCCUGCUCCGGCAUCGAAACAAUGGAGGUCAGACUGUUACAGCUGAUUUAGGGCGAGUCUGAGGUGAGACACUCAUGUCAAUCAACUAUCGUGGGAGCGACCUCUGACAAUGGCUCAAUUUGAAAAAGGGUAUAUUAUUUUUACAGACUAAUUAAACACCACUGCAUGGAUUUUAUCAUUUUAGGGUAGAUGUGUACAUACACUACCAAUGUUCAAACAACAUGUACAAAAGUGAAAUAUGCAUCCGAUGACCCCUUUAUGUGGUGGCUCCUCUUUAUUUUUGUAUAUGUGCACAC
Messenger RNA from Labeo rohita (rohu), 2515 nucleotides. RefSeq names its product sialoadhesin-like. NCBI's taxonomy places the organism in Eukaryota, Metazoa, Chordata, Actinopteri, Cypriniformes, Cyprinidae. The coding region runs from base 146 to 1393 and encodes 415 amino acids. The record is from RefSeq and is a predicted model, not a curated record. The transcript is spliced from 9 exons.